GUUCUGACGUCAGUCGCAGGACGCUCCACUGCACUCUUCCUGUGUUACCGCCCUUGGGUUCAGUCAGUGAGAAACCAGGCACGGAAGAAACUGCAUUUCAUCCUGAAGGACUGUCUCUGUUCUGGAGAGUCUUAACUCGGUGUCCCAAGUUUCAGGUUUGGAGCAGUGAAGAAACACUGUGGCUGUGGUCUGUGUCUCAGGGUCUCUUUCCAAGCUGUAGCUGCUGUCAUGGCGUUGUCGUACAAGAAGGACCUGGAGAAGUACAAGGAUCUGGACGAAGAUGAAAUCCUCAACAAGCUGUCAGCGGAGGAGCUCCAACAGCUGGAGUCAGCCCUGGAGGAGAUGGAUCCAGAGCAUGCCCUUCUCCCAGCGGGUUUACGUCAGAAGGAUCAAACCACUAAGAAGGCCUCAGAACCAUUUUCCAGGGAUCGUCUUCUCAAACACCUGGAGAAGGAAGCCAUUGAGUACAAGGACAGAGAUGAUAUAGUCCCCUUCACUGGAGAGAGGAAAGGUAAAGUAUUUGUUCCCAAGCAGAAACCAGUGGAAACAUGUCAGGACGAUGUGACGACCCUGGACCCAGAGUUAGAAGAAGCGUUGUCCAACGCCACAGACACAGAACUGUGUGAUCUAGCAGCAAUCGUGGGUGUUCACACGUUGGUCACCAGCAGUCAGACGUACGAUGGAAGUGGAGGCAAAGGGAGUUACAACAAUGUAGUCAAAGGAGAGAAGAUGACGCCGGUGUUUGAUGAGCCUCCGAAUCCCACCAACGUAGAAGAAACCCUGCAGAGGAUAAAGAGCAACGACAGCUCCUUAACAGAGGUCAACCUCAACAACAUUAAGAACAUUCCUAUUCCCACCCUGAAAGACUACGCCAAAGCCAUGGAGAAGAACACGCACGUCAAGAAGUUCAGUCUAGCAGCGACGCGGAGUAACGACCCCAUAGCUGUGGUCUUCAGUGACAUGCUACGAGAGAACAAAUCGCUGCGAAGUUUGAACCUGGAGUCCAACUUUAUCACCGGCGUAGGAGUCCAGGCUUUGGUGGAGGCACUGAGAGAUAAUGACACACUCACAGAGAUCAAGAUAGAUAACCAGAGACAACAGCUGGGAACCAGUGUUGAGAUGGAGAUCGCUAAAAUGUUGGAAGAGAACAAGAGCAUCAUGAAGUUCGGCUACCACUUCACCCAGCAGGGACCUCGCUCCAGGGCAGCUGCAGCUAUCACGAAAAACAACGACCUGGUCCGCAGGAAGCGAGUGGAAGGCGACCUGUAGGAACGGAGGCCAACCUGUGUCUCAGCCAAUCCUGUGUUUUCAUCUCAUCGUGUGGAAUAAUUUUCCUGCUCACAUCUCACUGUGUGGAAACUUAGGUCUUGUGCCAAACUGUGGGACAAGGCGAGCUCAACCAGAACACACGUCGGAAAAGAAGGAAAUUAACUGGAAUUGUCUCCCAUAUGCUUUUACGUACAUUUGUUUUUUUUAUUAUUAUUUUGAUGCUGAAGAUGUGAGUCAGGCUUUUGUUUAGACAUUUCAUUUCAGUUGGUCCUUCCUCGGUCUUAACAGAGUUUUAUUUGCUUUUUACUUUUUAUACUUCACUGCUACGACCGUGUAAAAUAAACAUGAACUUUACUAAGUAACAGAAACGAGGACAACAGCUGUAGUAAAACGGUUACUGAUCUUUAGAUUCUCCUUUUUCCUCCGCCCUCAUACUUUGCUGCUGAGGCUGAGAAUUAUAGUGGAGUCCUCGUAGUAAUUACCGGUUAUUAUAUGGUAUUUGGUCAUUGAAACCUGUGCGGUCAUCAGGUGUGGUGCGACGACCAUUGGUCUGGUGCAGGGCGUGGUUUUCACCUUUGCCCAGGUCAUCAAGGUCAUGGCUGUUCAAAUAUACUUUAAGUUGAAGUUUUAAUCCAAGAAAUUGAGCUGGGACGGACAUUUUCUGUGGCUAACGAACAGGAGCUAACUACAAACUAUAGGCAAAAAUGUUUAAACACACUUACUGCAAAUAGGCAUCAGUUUGGAGGCUGGAGUUUGUAAAUACACACGUAUUUGUCAUUUCAUGUCAAGGACACGAUACUGGGUAGUUUACUGCUAACACUGUCAGACACUCCAGCAAUGCAUUGUGGGAUGCAUGUUGCUAGACAACAGAAACUGUUGUGUUAAUGGUCUGUUUUACAGUCACUACUUGUAGUUCACUCAGUGUCCACAGCCUGGGCCACUCUGAGGUUGUGGCCGGACUACAUGUGGCCCUCGUGCCGUAUUUUGAAUAGGCAGGGUGCAGGGGUCAGAGUCAAUUUUAUCAGUUCACCAACAAAUCAAGAUCCCGAAGAGCUGCAAAUAUGUUUUCACAAUUUAAAUUGUGGUACUCCUGCAGUAAAUGAAGUUUUGAGUACUGUAGUAAGAUAUUUAUUUUAAAAAAUGCAACAAAAUAAAGGUGGUGGCAGUUACAGUACAGUACAGACAAAGUGAUUUUAAUAACACUUAGUCAACAUUACAUUCUCCCCCUAAAGCUUCCACACCUGAUCUUGAGUUAAAGAAGACAAUGACUUCAUGUUGUUUGGCUCUUAGCAUGGGCGCUAAAAAAUGAAAUGUGUUUCAACCAUGUCUGGUUCAAACUUGACUUUUGAAAACCUUUCCGGUCCAAUCCUGAACCGUAUCAGUGACUGCAGACGGUGCAGGACGCAGUACUUGAUUUACAUUUUUACCAAUCAGUUUGAUGCAUCGGCAGCUGCAUGAACAUUUUUGUGUCUUGAAGCUCAGCUGGGACUAAAUGUGGUCCAUUAAAAAACCCCAUAAAAGAUUAUCUCACUGUAGCGACUAAGAUCUGGAGCCACAGGUUGCAGACCCUUCUUGUCCCUGUCUGUGUUAGCUCUUGUGAACAGUGGACUCCUUCCACCAAGUGAAUACAUAGCCCAUUGUUGUUCGUUGAUGUUGCCUUGUUAAAGCUGCAUGACUGUUUGGCUGCGAACACCUGGUGCUGGUUAUGACGGAGUCAACAGAAAACACACCUCUGUGCUGUUGGCUCAUCUCAUUCUGUAUAAGCUGACGUUUUUAACAUUAUGGUUUUGAGUCUGAAGAGCUUCACAAAAUGCAGUGUGUUGUAUUUUUGAAACAGGAAACUCUGAAUUAAUUUAAAGGCUCGAUUACACUGUAAUUACAUCAUAUCUCCAGACGUUAAAUACAUCCAUGUUCAGUCGCCUGCUCCACAUGUCGGCUACAUCUGAUGUGUAACCAUGCCAAAGACUAACACAUGCAGUCCUUAAAGUCAUCGGUACCAGACUGGUCGGCUCUCCAUGUUUAGGUUCUGCAGUGAAGCAGUGGUUCAUCAGUCACUGUGUCCCUCAUCAUCACAUACUGUACUGUGUUUGCCUCAGAAACAACACACACACACACACACACACACGCCGCUUCAGAUUGGAAUCACUGGUCCAAUUAGAAAUAGACUUGAAAAAUUGUACAUACUGCUAAUGACGUGUAAUAGGAACAAAUAUCCUAGCAUGACGUUGUCGCGACCAAAUAUCAUCACAUUCCGGGCACAAGUAUGAUUUUUUAAAUUUUUUUUUCCAUGGUGCUUUUCUCUCUGUCAUCGCCUCAUGUACUGAUUCCUCUUUUUGAACCUUUAUUUCUUAACCAUUCCUUUCCUGAGCUGGUGGCUAAAGUGGAAUAUCUGCUUUCUAUCUUGGGCUUGUUAAUAAGUAAUGUUCAGUGAUGCUACAUCAUGGCUGUAUAGUGAAAAUUAUAGUGUAGUGAAAUUUAAACAUCUCAAAUUCACACAAGCACGUACACACACAAACACGGUUGAUGUGUGUGUGUGUGUGUGUGUGUGUGUGUGUGUGCGCGCGCUCUAUAUAAAUCUGCACAAGUCACUGCUGAGAUUUCUUUUGUACCGUGAUUAAAAUCCAGGUUGUAGACUUAACAAAAAGGAACAAACCACACAAUGGUUAAAGUGCACUGCUGAACAUGUGACAUCCUCAACAAUAAAUGUUUUUACAUAAUC
This is a messenger RNA of Cynoglossus semilaevis (tongue sole), 3988 nucleotides long. RefSeq names its product tropomodulin 2 (gene tmod2). Lineage: Eukaryota; Metazoa; Chordata; Actinopteri; Pleuronectiformes; Cynoglossidae. The record is from RefSeq and is a predicted model, not a curated record. Gene Ontology annotation, cellular component: myofibril; cytoskeleton; striated muscle thin filament. Bases 229 to 1269 code for a protein of 346 amino acids. Gene Ontology annotation, biological process: muscle contraction; actin filament organization; myofibril assembly. The transcript is spliced from 10 exons. Gene Ontology annotation, molecular function: tropomyosin binding.